This is a messenger RNA of Aspergillus niger, 3138 nucleotides long. RefSeq lists its product as uncharacterized. Bases 1 to 3138 code for a protein of 1045 amino acids. The record is from RefSeq and is a predicted model, not a curated record. Gene Ontology annotation, molecular function: ATP binding; P-type calcium transporter activity; ATP hydrolysis activity. The transcript is spliced from 3 exons. Lineage: Eukaryota; Fungi; Ascomycota; Eurotiomycetes; Eurotiales; Aspergillaceae. Gene Ontology annotation, biological process: intracellular calcium ion homeostasis; calcium ion transmembrane transport. Gene Ontology annotation, cellular component: plasma membrane.
AUGUCAAGCGAGAAACAGCAUUCCACCUCCGACCGGGGCCCCGGAUUAAGUGGACCAGCCCACGCUCUGACAUACGAGACGGUCAUUAAAGAACUGGGUACAGCACUGGACGAUGGCUUGUCUCCGGAAGACGCUCGCCGUCGCCUGGACCAAUACGGUCCCAAUAAGCUGGAUGAGGGCGAAAGUGUUUCCAUCGCAAAGAUUCUCCUUCGUCAGGUGUUGAUUCUGGCCAUGGCGGUCAGUUUCGGGAUUCAGUCGUGGAUCGAGGGUGGGGUGAUCUGUGCGGUCAUUGUCCUCAAUAUCGUCGUCGGGUUCUUCCAAGAGUAUGCCGCGGAAAAGACCAUGGAUUCUCUCCAUUCACUCUCGUCGCCGACCGGCACUGUUUCACGAGGGGGGCAGACCUUCUCCAUACCAUCGCAGGAUAUUGUUCCCGGUGACAUGGUUGAAUUGAGGACCGGAGAUACUGUUCCUGCUGAUAUUCGCUUGGUUGAAGCAGUGAAUUUCGAGACCGACGAGGCUCUCCUAACUGGCGAAUCACUCCCUGUCCAGAAGGAAUGCGAUACAACUUUCAAGGAAGACACGGGCCCAGGAGACCGCCUUAACAUCGCGUAUAGCUCGAGCACCGUUACCCGCGGCCGUGCUCGUGGUGUGGUCGUCGGCACGGGCAUGUCCACCGAAAUCGGGUCCAUCGCCCUCGCCUUGCGCAAUAGCAACACUAGACGCCGUCCCGUCAAGCGUGGCCCGGACGGAGAAACCAAAAAGCGAUGGUAUGUCCAGGCCUGGACCCUCACGGGAACAGAUGCCGUCGGUCGCUUUCUUGGCGUCAAUAUCGGGACGCCCUUGCAAAGGAAGUUGUCUAAGCUAGCUUGCUUGCUAUUUGGAGUCGCGGUUGUGUUUGCUAUAGUUUGCAUGGCUGCAAACUAUUUCAGCAGCAAUAAUGAAGUCAUCAUGUACGCAGUCGCGACCGGUAUAAGUAUGAUUCCUGCCUGCUUGGUAGUUGUACUUACCAUCACCAUGGCAGUCGGUACCAAGCGUAUGGUGGAGCGGAAUGUCAUUGUUCGUAAACUCGACUCGCUGGAGGCGCUUGGUGCCGUUACUGAUAUCUGCUCGGACAAGACUGGGACGUUGACACAGGGCAAGAUGGUUGUCAAGAAGGCAUGGAUCCCAUCUCGUGGAACAUAUUCUGUUGGCACAUCCAACGAGCCAUUCAACCCUACCAUUGGGGAUGUGGGCUUUGCCCCUCUUUCUCCUCUGCAAUCUGGUGACGGGGAUGAAGAUUCUCCGGCAGCAAAUGUUCAGGAUCUACUCUCAGACAACCAGCAACUGCAGGACUUCCUCAAUGUCGCCUCGAUGGCCAACCUGUCCCACAUCUUUGAAUCCGAGAAUGGCGAAUGGAACGCGCGAGGUGAGCCUACAGAGAUCGCGAUUCAGGUGUUUGCAUCCAGGUUCAAUUGGAACCGUGACCGUUGGACCAAAGGACAAGGCGCGCUGUGGCAUCAGAAGGCCGAAUUUCCGUUUGAUUCUACAGUGAAGAAGAUGUCUGUGAUCUUUAGCAAGAUAGAAUCGAAGGACGACCAAGACAACUCCACUAUGAUCUUCACCAAAGGAGCUGUCGAGAGGGUGGUCGAUUCAUGCACGUCAGUCAUUUGGGAUCAAGGAUCCUCUACACCCGUGGCUCUGACUGAAGAGCACCGCGACUUGAUCUUCCAGAAUAUGGAAGAGCUGGCCAAGCUAGGACUACGAGUACUCGCACUAGCCCAUCGUCCGUACACCGAACAGACACGAGUACUUGAAGGCUCCGAGCUGGAACGCGAGAGUAUCGAAAAGGACUUGUGUUUCCUAGGUCUGAUCGGGUUAUACGACCCGCCGCGACCCGAGACGGCGGGCUCAAUCCAAGCCUGCUAUCGGGCAGGUAUCGUCGUCCACAUGGUUACUGGAGAUCAUCCGGGCACUGCGCGGGCGAUUGCCCAGCAGGUGGGAAUUCUCCCUUCUGAUUUCAGCACUGUGGCUGCCGACGUCGCAGAUGCGAUGGUCAUGACAGCAGGCCAGUUCGACAAACUUUCAGAUGAAGAGAUUGAUGCGUUGCCGACACUUCCUUUGGUCAUCGCUCGCUGCGCGCCACAGACUAAAGUCCGCAUGAUCAGCGCCCUUCAUCGUCGCAAUCGCUUCGCAGCCAUGACUGGAGAUGGUGUGAAUGAUUCGCCAUCCCUCAAACAUGCCGACGUGGGUAUCGCCAUGGGACAGGCGGGAUCGGACGUGGCUAAAGACGCGUCGGACAUCAUUCUUACAGAUGACAACUUUGCCUCCAUUCUUAACGCCGUUGAAGAAGGCCGCCGGAUCUUUGACAACAUUCAGAAAUUCGUGUUGCAUUUGCUGGCUGAAAACAUCGCUCAGGCCUGUACCCUUCUCAUCGGACUGGCAUUCAAGGACGCCGACAAUCAAUCUGUCUUCCCUUUGGCCCCGGUUGAGAUUCUGUGGAUCAUUAUGAUCACUUCAGGUAUGCCCGAUAUGGGCCUUGGAAUGGAGGUAGCCGCCCCUGAUAUCAUGGACCGCCCUCCCCAGAGCAAGCAAGGCAUAUUCACGUGGGAGGUGAUCAUCGACAUUAUGGUUUAUGGUUUAUGGACUGCAGCGCUCUGUCUGGCAGCAUUUUCUGUCCGAAUGUGGGGCUUCGGUGACGGCAACUUAGCCCGUGGGUGCAACCAGGAGUGGUCGGAUCAGAUCCAAGAUUGCGAACUGGUCUUUAAAGCCCGUGCUACAACGUUUGUCUGCCUGACUUGGUUUGCGCUCUUCCUGGCAUGGGAGAUGAUCGAUAUGCGACGGUCAUUCUUCCGCAUGCAGCCGGAAUCCAAGAAGUACUUUACCCAGUGGAUGUACGAUGUUUGGCGGAACAAGUUCCUCUUCUGGUCCAUCAUGGCUGGGUGGGUCACCAUGUUCCCAAUCCUUUACAUCCCUCGUCUGAACGAUGUUGUGUUCAAGCACAAGCCCAUCACAUGGGAGUGGGGUAUUGUGGGUGUCGAGGCUGUUCUUUUCUUUAUGGGUGUUGAAUCGUGGAAGUGGGCCAAGCGAGUCUUCUUCCGCCGCAGAUGCAGCAAGAAUUCAACGUUGACUUCAGCGGGCAACACACCAGAGCAGCCCUAA